Messenger RNA from Punctularia strigosozonata HHB-11173 SS5, 1542 nucleotides. RefSeq lists its product as uncharacterized. Lineage: Eukaryota; Fungi; Basidiomycota; Agaricomycetes; Corticiales; Punctulariaceae. The transcript has a single exon. The record is from RefSeq and is a predicted model, not a curated record. The coding region runs from base 1 to 1542 and encodes 513 amino acids.
AUGGCUACAGUUCUACAAGAGUAUAACGCCGGUCUUCCUGCCCUCAGUCUUCCACCAGAGAUUCUCUCUGAUGUGCUUUCUCUUGUCCAACAUGAUCGCCAAGGCGUCUCCGACGAGUAUAUCCCACAAUUCCCGCGAUCGGCUCACGUAUGCAGCUCUUGGAGGCGCGUCGCGCUGGGAACUCCGGCAUUGUGGAACGUCUUGAACAUCGCUCGCCCUAAGCUCUCUCUCGCGCUCUACGAGCAUUCCUCCUUCCCUGUCAAGGUGUUUGGAUCCGCGCGGUGGUCGUCGGUAAUCGUGCAAAAGUUCGUAAACCGGGCGCUAGGCGAUCCAUCGCGUCUCCUGGAAUUGGACGUCAAGUUAUCGUCUCAUAUGUUCCCCUUGAGCUUUCGGGGCCCAGCACCUUGGUUGCGGCGCCUAGUUAUCGAGCUGCUCGGUUCAUAUCAGGCCAAGGACUCUGCUAUCCGCGAGCGUUUGAAUGCGUUGACGGCCCCAGAUCUUAGUUCAUUGACUUUGAUCAAUGUGGGCCUUGACUCAUGGUCUUCUCCGCUGUUCCUGGCGCCGCGAUUGCGCAGUUUGCACAUCCACGCCAGCCUAGCGGGCCCUUCCCCAUCAUUACAGAACAUACUGGGAGUUCUCGGGCAACUGCAGCACCUGGAGAAACUGUCGUUGCAUCAUGCGCUGCCUGUCGCUUCGACGAAUUUCGGUGCCCUGCAGUGCGAUGUUCAAGGAGAAUCCGAUAGAGUCGUGGACUUGCUCACUCUCAAGGAUCUUGCCAUCACAAGCCACCAUGCACGAGACUGUCUCUCGUUUCUUCAAUGUCUGAGAUUCCGACCUCUAUGUCGACUCUAUCUUUGUUGCGAACAAGGCGGAAAAGCAAAAGCACAACAGAUCUGGGACUUUGCGACGAUGCAUUGCGAUGUGCUCCAAGCAAAGGCGCCUUCCGAGGGCGGGGAAAAUUCUACGGCCCUCGAGAUAUCGAUGCUCGGCUCCUUCUCCAUUUGUUGUGCCCCCUUCUCACAACAUUCGCAAAAACCGGAAGAGCAUUCGCUCACGAUUACGUUCCUGAUGGACGAUGUAGAAGAGGAGGAGAAGCUUGACAUCCUCGAGACGCUGAGUUCUCGGCUGGUCGCUCUCAAACCAGUGGCCCUGUCCUUUGCCGAUCGAUACAGCGGGUCGUCGCGCGUUUGUUCUGCUCUGCUCCGUCACAAUCCUCAUGUGCGAUCUCUCUCGCUGCGCUGUCCGAGCCUGGCCAGAGACAUCCUGCCGAUCCUCGUCACUGAUGACCUGGCCCCCGACUUGACGUCUCUCGCAAUCGCGGUGUUCACCGAGAAACCUCGCUUGGCCGGCGAGAUAUUGGACUGCUGCGUCGAGCUGUUGGAGAAACGGCGAUUACACGACGUCGGUUCAGGCUGUCCAUCUUCGACCGUCCAGUUCGUUGAGUUCAUCACAUUUCCCGGGCGCAGCGUCCGAGAUUUCGAGCAGUACAAGGCCAUCAAGGCGAGGGCGCGGGUGACGGUGACCGCUGUUUCGGCGUGGUGA